AUGGCGCGAGCGGCCGGGCUCUUGAUCUUGUUUGGCAUCGUCUGCCUUGCACGUGAUGCUAGCUUCAUCCAUGGGGGCGUCGGCCCAAGCCGAAGCCGCACUUUGCCCCGCCUUCGCCGGGUUCCGCUGCGUGCAGGAUCGGAGAAGCUUGAGGUUGGGGCGGUCUUGUCAGCGACCGUCAAGACGCUGGGCAAGUUCGGGGCCACGUUGGGUCUGCCCGGGGUGGAUCUGCCCGGAAGGAAACACGCCUUCAUUCAUAUCAGCCAGCUGGGUGAUGGCUACACUGACAAGGUGGAGGAUGUGUUGAGUGUCGGGCAGCAGAUCAACGUCAGGGUCAGGGAAGUGAGGCGACAUGAUGGUCGGGUGGAGGCGCCUGGCCUGUCUGCAUGUGUGAACACCCGAAUUGCGUGGUAUUUCCCAUGGAUUCGCAGCAAGAGCUCGAUUCUGCAUCUCGGGCGAUUCGAGGUGACGAUGAAAUCUCUACCGAAGCGCCCGCUCUCGGACUACCAGGAAGGCGAGGUGCUUGAGGGCAAAGUGAUCCGCACCAGCGAAAAUGCGGUCUUUGUGGACACCGGCACAGAUGUGCGCAAGCUCAAUAGUGAAUCGCCUGAAAGUGAGCCGGGUGAUGCCUGCAACUUCUUGCGCCAACUAGGUUUUUUCGCCGCCGACGGCGAUCUGGACCUCUCGAGGAUGGUCCGCCCCAUUGACCUGUCGGCCUUGUGCGAGGAGGCCCCUGAGAGGGCCGUGGCCCAGAUGAAGGCAGCCCUGCGGCGUGCCGGCGUCGAUUGGCCCUGCCAAACAGCCGCCGUCGCCGGCCCCAAGCGGUUGAGCUCCGAGACGUACAGGACCCUGAAUUUGGCAUUGCUGCUCGACGCAGCUGCGCGCAUUGCCGUGCUUGUGGCCGCGGCCAAUAAGCCGCCCGCCCUCCUUGCCAGCGUGCUGGUCUUCCCAGCCGUUGAUGCCUUUUGCGCCAUGGGAGGCUGGCUCGUGGGCAAGUACUACAAAGCAUGA
Messenger RNA from Symbiodinium natans, 1011 nucleotides. Lineage: Eukaryota; Dinophyceae; Suessiales; Symbiodiniaceae. The record is from the annotation of a GenBank genome assembly.